Messenger RNA from Canis lupus familiaris (dog), 2359 nucleotides. RefSeq names its product survival motor neuron domain containing 1 (gene SMNDC1). NCBI's taxonomy places the organism in Eukaryota, Metazoa, Chordata, Mammalia, Carnivora, Canidae. The transcript is spliced from 6 exons. Gene Ontology annotation, molecular function: RNA binding. The record is from RefSeq and is a predicted model, not a curated record. Gene Ontology annotation, biological process: regulation of alternative mRNA splicing, via spliceosome; mRNA processing. The coding region runs from base 238 to 963 and encodes 241 amino acids. Gene Ontology annotation, cellular component: precatalytic spliceosome; nucleus; cytoplasm.
GCUCCGGCGCCGCCGGGGGCCGCUCCGGUUGUGUUUUCGGUUUCCCUGGAGCUUGUGUUUGGAUUUGGAGGUCUGAAGUCCUCGAGCGGUUGUGGCGGGCUUGCUCUCGCCCCUUUGGAGCCCUUCCAGAUUCCAGGCUGUGCUGGACGGGAACUGGAAGGCAAGGGUCCUCGGAAACCCCGCGUGAUUGCUUUAUGCACCGAGAAGGGAUUCUCGUGUCGUAUUUUCCGGAGGAGAAUGAGCCCGAUGUCAGAAGAUCUAGCAAAGCAGUUGGCAAGCUACAAAGCUCAACUCCAGCAAGUUGAAGCUGCAUUGUCUGGAAAUGGAGAAAAUGAAGAUUUGCUAAAAUUAAAGAAAGACUUACAGGAAGUUAUAGAACUAACCAAAGACCUUCUGUCAACUCAACCUUCUGAAACUCUUGCAAGUUCAGACAGUUUUGCAUCUACUCAGCCCACUCAUUCAUGGAAAGUAGGAGACAAGUGUAUGGCAAUCUGGAGUGAAGACGGACAGUGUUAUGAAGCGGAGAUCGAGGAGAUAGAUGAAGAAAACGGCACUGCUGCAAUCACCUUUGCUGGCUACGGCAAUGCUGAAGUGACCCCACUGUUGAACCUCAAGCCUGUAGAAGAAGGAAGGAAGGCAAAGGAGGACAGUGGCAACAAACCCAUGUCAAAAAAAGAAAUGAUUGCCCAGCAGCGUGAAUAUAAAAAGAAGAAAGCUUUGAAAAAAGCACAGAGAAUAAAAGAACUUGAGCAGGAAAGAGAGGACCAAAAGGUUAAAUGGCAACAGUUCAACAACAGAGCCUAUUCUAAAAACAAAAAAGGCCAGGUAAAGAGGAGUAUUUUUGCUUCACCUGAGAGUGUAACCGGCAAAGUUGGAGUAGGAACUUGUGGAAUUGCUGAUAAACCUAUGACACAAUAUCAAGAUACCUCUAAAUACAAUGUCAGGCAUUUGAUGCCUCAAUAAUCAGAAAAACUGUUGGAUUUCAUCUCUGCAGGGCUUUACAUUUACCUUUUUAUCCUUAUAUUUUUCUAAAGGUAAAUUAUUUGUUAGAUGAGUAAGGAAGAUACCAUUGUCGUCCUUGUUUGACUUCAAUAGAAUGAAACUUGAAGAAAUUGCAUUUGAUAACUGCUAUUCAUUUAACUUUUCGUUACUACUACCACAGUUUCCUCAAAGUUUGUUGAAUAAAGCAACUUUUCUAGAUAGAUGCUGCAUAAAUACAGCACUUAGAUGAAUUGUUGAUCUUCCUAAUAUCAGGCCCUUACUUAAUGGAUGUUGUGUACUUUUUGUAAAGUCCUAACUUGGAAUUUUCAGAUGCUUUUAACUUGCCACAUAUUGUAGCAAUUCACCGGAACAUCAAGGCAAAAUACCAACCUGCUAAAGAGAUCCUUUUUUUUCUUGUUUUCAACUUAAACCUAGCUGUUGCAAAUUAAGCCUAAAAAUAGGUUAAUUUGUAAAUGGCAACUUUGUUUUGAGGUUUUUCCUUAAAUAAUUUGUUUUCUAAGCCCAUUAGGCUAUCUCUAAAAUUGAUCCAGCUCUUAAAAUUUUUACAUUGAGUUUUAAUUUUAUGUAAGAAACCAUGUUUAGGACCAGCUACCAUUUCUAAGGGUUUUUUGUUUUGUUUCUAACGUUUGCUCUUUUCCUGUGUUUUUUCCCUUAUGGUAGUGGUAUCAUUUUUUGGAUGUGUAAUGUUUAUAAAAGAAAACAAAAAGCUGAUGUAUAGCCCUGUAUACAGUGUAGAUACUAUUUUUGUAAAAAAAAAAAACAAAAAAACCAAGGCUAAAUUAAUGAACAAGAGUACUGAAUGUUUCAUCAUUAAAAAUUUCUUGUAUUUCUUGUGCAUUAAUCUGACCAUAAUUUCCCUGUAUAUUAUGUUCAUGUAGCUGGGUUUGUAAUUUUUGUUUACUAGAUCAAGUUGUCAGCAUUUGUUGGUAUAAGUGAACAUCACAGUUAUCCUGAGUUGAGUUUAAGCCAAAUAUAUGCAUAGUAAAGUAUCUUCCUAUUACUGGAAGAUGGUGAUUUUUUUAGGAUAUGUGUUAAUUUCAGUUUUUGUAUGUUUAACUUUUAUUAAAUAAAGUGUUCUUAAAAUCUCCAGGGUGUGUUACCAGAAGGGUGGUGAAGUCCUAGCUGGCAGCACUGAUACGGUGAUUAAGCUUCAGUGUACUUGCAUUCAUGAUUUCCACAGAAGAGAAUAUUGAGUAUGUGAUAAAGGUUUCAAUAAAUCCUUAUGUACUUCUUACCUUAGAGUUAAGAAAUUGGAUCCUAAAAGGACAACUAUUUUUAUUUUCAGGGCUUGUGCUGUGUAUAGAGAUGUUUGUACAUUUUUGGGGAAAGGAAAAUAAAAAUGUUAAUGACGUUUAAA